Messenger RNA from Vanessa tameamea, 1745 nucleotides. RefSeq names its product ubiquitin-conjugating enzyme E2 R2. The coding region runs from base 416 to 1141 and encodes 241 amino acids. Lineage: Eukaryota; Metazoa; Arthropoda; Insecta; Lepidoptera; Nymphalidae. The record is from RefSeq and is a predicted model, not a curated record. Gene Ontology annotation, biological process: ubiquitin-dependent protein catabolic process; protein polyubiquitination. The transcript is spliced from 5 exons. Gene Ontology annotation, molecular function: ubiquitin conjugating enzyme activity.
CGGAAAUAACUAACAGCUGUUCUACAAUAUUCGUUCGGGCAACUCAGGUAGCAGCUGUGUACGAAUGAACACGCAGCCGUUUUCCUUGGAACUGCGAUUGUUUGCACAUUGAAUUGAGACUUUCUCAUUGUUUUAUCUUAUUUUGUUAAAAUAGGUAAAAUCCAUUUUUUAAGUUAGAAACGCUUACAAUAGUGUUAGUUAUUGUGAAUAGUGCGCGAAUCAUAUAAUCUGUUUUUGGUGAUAGAUAUUAUGUUUACCAAAAUUCAUUCGUUGUUAUUGUGAAUUGAGACUAGUUGAAAUGCCUCGUGAAUACGUGGAUCGCGAGAAGAGUUCCUUGGUGUUAUGUUAAUAGAAUCUCUACCUGUAGAUAGCAAUUUUAAUUUUCUAUCGGUAGUGACAAGAAUAAUUUAUAAAAAUGUCUUGUACGGUACCAACUAGUUCCGCUUUGAGAGCUUUGGCUUUAGAAUAUAAAAGUCUUCAAGAAGAGCCCGUAGAAGGUUUCCGAGUGAAGUUAUUGGGUGAGGACAAUUUGUUUGAAUGGGAAGUUGCAAUAUUUGGACCUCCUGAUACGCUGUACCAAGGCGGAUACUUCAAGGCACAUAUGAAGUUCCCUCCAGACUACCCAUACUCACCCCCUACCAUUAGGUUUCUUACAAAAGUAUGGCAUCCAAAUGUUUAUGAGAACGGUGAUCUUUGCAUAUCAAUCCUUCAUCCACCGGUGGACGACCCCCAGUCGGGCGAGCUUCCGUGCGAGCGCUGGAACCCUACGCAGUCCGUUCGCACAGUGCUGCUAUCAGUCAUAUCUCUACUCAACGAGCCGAACACGUUCAGCCCGGCGAACGUCGACGCGAGCGUCAUGUACCGCCGCUGGCGUGAUUCCAAGGGCAAGGAUAAGGAGUACGAAAACAUAAUAAGAAAACAAGCUCAAGUGGCGCGCAUAGAAGCAGAGAAAGAAGGAAUAGUCGUACCUUUAACAUUAGAAGAUUACUGCAUUAAAACACAAGUGAAAUCGACGACACAAGAACCACAGUUGGACAUGACAGACUUCUAUGAUGAUGACUACGACGACCUCGACACCGACUCCGAGGAGGAGUUGGAGGGGGGUGAAGACGGCGACGACAGCGGCAACGGCGAGUCGUGAUACGUCACAGAGAUCUCAUGCGACGGACGGACGACAAGGAAAAUAUAAUAUUACAUAUUGGCAUUUGUUAUUCUUUAAAACUGCAUCUCGACAAAGAUAAAAUUGCCAACUUUUGUAGUGUCAAAAGUUUAUGUAAUUGUCAAUCGCAAAAAUUGUUAACUAUGCCAUUGGCAAUGCACUAUAAGAAUUUAAAACAACUUAGAAAAAACAUUGCCCUAGGUGUCUAGCCCUAGAUAGAUGGAUUGAAACCAGUGUACCGAUAAAAAUAUCAGGCCUCUAAACUCACUUGCCACAUAGUUUAAACUUAUGUCAGCAUUUAAACUGAUAAAUAGGGGUGCGUUUACAUAGCAGUGACUCAAAAGUAAGUCUAUCAAAUUAAAUAAAGAUAAAAUAUUUUGCCCCUGGGGGCUGAGUUAGCUUUAGAUGGUGCAGCGCACCUUGCCCUGUGUAGUUAUGCCACUGAAUAUGUAAAUUUGCAUGUAUCCGUGUAACUUAUAAAAGCAACAGUAACAAUAAUAAUGGAGCAAGUGCUUGACCAAAAUAAAAUAUUUCUAGGUGAUGUUAAAAUUAUUAUGUUAGCAGAGUUAUCAUCAAUCAAAGAAAA